Molecule: messenger RNA, 1604 nt
Organism: Spinacia oleracea (spinach)
Lineage: Eukaryota; Viridiplantae; Streptophyta; Magnoliopsida; Caryophyllales; Amaranthaceae
Product: peroxidase 57-like
Exons: 3
Coding region: 102-1238 (378 amino acids)
Biological process (GO): hydrogen peroxide catabolic process; response to oxidative stress
Molecular function (GO): heme binding; peroxidase activity
Source: RefSeq, a predicted model, not a curated record
AAUACGCAUUUGAUCAAGUUAAACAAACAUGCAUGCCAAUUAAGUUACUAGUAAUCACAUUUUGAAAUAUAGACUUACUACGUAAUUCACAAGGGAAAAAAAUGAAGCUAAUUCAGGUUACUAGUAUUGUAGUCAUAAUGCUCAUCUUGGCACUAAGCCAUUUGGGUCAAUCUCAUGCUCGUUCUGAAAAGGGGGAAUCAAAUUCGGGUCGUGGUUAUGGUGCUGCUCAAGGGCCUAAGGGUCGCGGUUUUGUUCCUCCUAUUACGUCUAGUCCUCCUCCUCUGAGUCCUCCUAGCCCUCCUCCUCCUAGCCCUUCUACCCCUACUACAACUACUUCUGGUUUGAAGGUCGGUUUCUAUGAAGGUCUAUGCCCUAACAAACUAGAUGAUAUUCAGGCAAUCCUCACCCUAAAGGUUCAAGAGCUUUUCCGAAAGAACUCUACUAUUCUUCCUGCCCUCCUCCGCUUGCAAUUUCAUGAUUGUUUUGUUCAUGGAUGUGACGCAUCCAUCCUUAUAGAUGGGCCUUCUUCCGAGAAAGCAGCAGGUCCCAACCUUAGCGUAAGAGGUUAUGACGUUAUCGAUGCCUUGAAAGAUAUUGCGGAAGCACAAUGUCCAGGCGUUGUUUCAUGUGCUGACAUUAUUGCAAUUGCUACCAAAGAAGUUAUCAAGAUGGGAGGUGGUCCAGACUAUCAAGUAGAAACAGGGCGAAGAGAUGGAUUGGUGUCUAAAUCCGAAGAUGUGAAUCUUCCAAGUCCAUCCUUGACGGUGAGUCAAAGCAUUUCAGAAUUCAGCGCUAAGAAGUUUACACCAGAAGAAAUGGUCAUUCUUCUAGGUUGCCACUCUGUAGGUAUCUCACAUUGUCAAUUCUUUGAAGCUAGACUUUACAAUGAUACUACCCAAUUUGACCCGUUAAUGGACCCAACGCUUCGCAAUCAACUAAAGCAAACAUGCCCCAAAAACGCGAAUUCGAACAAUGUGGCGUUUCUUGAUCAAAACCCACAAAGCUCCAACAUACUUGACAACUCUUUCUUUGAUCAAAUCGUUAAGCAAAGAGGUAUUCUUCCAAUUGACCAAGACUUGGCUCGUGAUCCUCAAACGAGUGCCUUUGUUCUACAGUUUGCUGGAGAUCGUUCCUUAUUCAACAACAAAUUGGCCAGUGCCAUGGUCAAACUGCAGGCGCUUGAUGUCCUUACCGGCAGCAAAGGCCAGAUUAGAAAAACUUGUAGUAGAAUCAAUUAACUAACCAUCCUAACGGGCCGGGCUUAAAGCUGAAGCCCAGCUGUUUUACAAGUCAACUAACGAACUUUAUUUUGGUACAUUCUUUUGUGUUUAUUAACUUGAUGCGUUGGAAUAAUGUAUUUUGUAAAAGCUUAAUUUUGUUAGUGGCCUCAGCUCGCAACAUAUAUAUUGUACGGAGUAUUAAGCUGUGAUAUGGUUGUGAAGUAGGCUGCCAAAAUGGCAGCUUUGAGUUUGUUUUUUUGUUGAAUGAAAUCUCAAUGCAACAACAUAACCUUAGCUUUGAUACUUGUAUGGAGUAUUUGUCUUUCAUUAUUCCAUGCACUUUAUUGCCAUUAGUUAUACUAUACUACUUCCUCCGUCCCAAAA